AUGAAGGCAAUCUUCUCAAAUGCACUAAUCAAGCAGAUGGGUGCUGGAUGCUGCUAUGAGGAUCUGGUGGGCAGCAACAGUGCAAAAAAUAUCAUCAUAACAAUCAAGAAGGAAUUUCCAUGGUGGGGAGAAUUGCAUGGGUGGUGGUGCAUGAACCCCACCUACAAUAACACCUGGAGUGCAGAUGUUAGCAGGCAGGAUUUUGCAAAGCAUGUGGUUGAGCUGUUUGAGCUUUGGCCAAACCCAUUGGGUGGAGACCCCAGUUUUUCCUCUGCAGAAGAUUCUAUGAGAGCAGAUGUCAAGACACUGUCAUUUACCAUCUGA
This is a messenger RNA of Pisolithus orientalis, 324 nucleotides long. RefSeq lists its product as uncharacterized. The transcript has 4 exons. NCBI's taxonomy places the organism in Eukaryota, Fungi, Basidiomycota, Agaricomycetes, Boletales, Pisolithaceae. The record is from RefSeq and is a predicted model, not a curated record. Bases 1 to 324 code for a protein of 107 amino acids.